UUCCUCCAGGACUUGAACCUAUGAACGAAUCCCCAAAUUUUGAAAUAUCUAGCGCCAUGAUGGUUUUUGCCGUAUCAUUAAUAAUUGCGAUCUCCGCAAGUGUGACGACUUACUUUAUAAUGAUGACUGGAUACGCCGAAUCCCAACUGUUAGCUCUGAGUGAAGAGCUCUUACAUCUUUGGGACGAUGCAGAACUCCACUAUGAGCUGGUAGCGGAGGUAGAGGCAUCAAGUGUGUCUGAAGAUGGAAGAAGAAAGCAAAUCAUUAUGAAUAAAUACGUCUUUGAUAGUCUUUGCCGCAUCAUCCCUCUCCACGCUACCAUUAAGAAAUUCUUCUACCAACUCAAUGAGGUCUUCAAGGGAAGUAUAGGCAUCGGUCUGUUCUUGCUUCUUCUUGGAGUGAUCUGCGUUCUUCUUGGUGGGCUGGAGAACACAUAUAUGCAACUGCCUUUCGGGAUCCUACUCGUCGGCCUAGACUGCUACAUUGGGCAGAGGAUGAAGGAUGCGGGCGUCGUGUUUGAGCAGGCCGUGUAUGACUGCCAAUGGGAGAACUUCAACAGUCGGAAUAUGAAGAUGGUUCUCAUCAUCCUACAGAAUGCUCAGAAGAUUGCUGUUGUCUCCGCUUUAGACUUUGUUGAAAUGGACUACGUAUGUUUAAUGGCUACUAUGAAGGCUACUUAUUCGACUUAUACUACUUUUAGAUCCAGUAUUGAGAACUGAAUUUCGGAAACCCGAGCGGAUUUUCCAGUAGAACGUAGUUGUCGCUGCACUUACACUAGUUAGUAAUGUCGUUUUUGGAGUAUUUCAAAAUGA
Molecule: messenger RNA, 812 nt
Organism: Trichoplusia ni (cabbage looper)
Lineage: Eukaryota; Metazoa; Arthropoda; Insecta; Lepidoptera; Noctuidae
Exons: 1
Coding region: 21-719 (232 amino acids)
Biological process (GO): sensory perception of smell; detection of chemical stimulus involved in sensory perception of smell
Cellular component (GO): plasma membrane
Molecular function (GO): odorant binding; olfactory receptor activity
Source: RefSeq, a predicted model, not a curated record